GGCAGGCAUCGGUGCUGCGGUGAUUACAUCGUCAACGUCAACCACGACGGCCACGACGACCAAAGAGGUCUAUGCCGGAUAUCCCCUUACAUUCUUUACGGCGAGAAGCUCACAACUACACACUUAUUCAGGACGACGAAGCUGGCGAACAUACAAAACCGAAUAAGAUGAACACCGCAGGACGAGCAGCAAUAGCAUCCUCGUCCGCAAGAAUAUUCUCUCCUAACAAGCGAAUGGAACGAUACGUGGACGACCCAGAAGAAGCUGCUGGCCUGCUCGGAGCUGAUGAGAGAGAAAGAGAGGAAGAGUUGCUGGAACCUUCACCACCAACUUCGUCGAAAGCUUCUUCUUUACGAAAACCCUCAAAGGACAAAUCACGAACGAUACCUGUUCAGCAACCUUCUGAGAAAUUCCAAUCGAAAUUUCCUGCCAAUAUCGUACGAAAUCAAAAGUACAAUGCCUUCACUUUCCUCCCAAUCGUCUUUUAUGAACAAUUCAAGUUCUUUUUCAAUUUGUAUUUCCUUCUCGUCGCCCUUUCGCAGUUUGUCCCUGCCCUCAAGAUUGGGUUUAUACUCACAUAUAUCGCCCCACUUGCAUUUGUUCUAUUCGUCACAAUGGGCAAGGAAGCCUACGAUGAUUACAAACGCUACCUACGAGACCGCGAAGCCAACUCUCAGAAAUACCUCAUUCUCGAACCACCCUCCACGACAAAUCCGACCAACGGCGAUAUCGAAUCCUCCGCACUCAAUGCGUACCUCGAUAACCAUGCCAACACCCGUUCCGUACCUUCCUCCUCUCUCCGCGUAGGUCAUCUCGUACGCCUCGAGAAGAACCAGCGUGUACCAGCCGACAUGAUUCUUCUAAAGACCUCCGAUUCUUCUGGCACAUGCUUCAUUCGUACCGACCAGUUGGACGGAGAAACAGACUGGAAACUUCGGAUUGCCGUUCCAGAGACGCAAAAACUUCAGGAGGCAGACUUGGUCAAGCUGGAUGCUGAAGUUUACGCGGACGCGCCGAUAAAGGAUAUCCAUUCGUUCAUCGGGACUUUUACCCUGAACUCUCCAGUGUCGCCUUCUACGGUCAACGAAGGUGAUGAUGAUGUACCAUUGCAAGUCAUCCCACCAAGCGUUUCACCGUUGUCGGUGGAGAAUGUACUUUGGAGUAACACGGUGUUGGCUGCGGGUUCGGCGGUGGGAUUGGUUGUUUAUACUGGGCCGGAGACGAGAGCGGUGAUGAAUACGAGUCAUCCAGAGACGAAAGUUGGUUUGUUGGAUUUGGAGAUUAACAGACUCGCGAAGAUUCUAUGCGCCGUAACCUUUGCUCUAUCACUCGUCCUUGUUGCUCUCAAUGGAUUCCGGGGAUUAUGGUAUAUCUACGUCUUCCGGUUCCUUAUUCUCUUCUCGAGUAUCAUACCAAUCAGCUUACGGGUCAACCUGGAUAUGGGUAAAACGGUCUACGCACAGCAAAUUAUGAACGAUGCUGAAAUCCCAAACACUAUUGUCCGAACGAGCACCUUGCCAGAAGAGCUGGGGCGGAUAACGUAUCUGCUGAGUGAUAAAACAGGGACUCUGACGCAAAAUGAAAUGGAAAUGCGCAAGCUUCACAUGGGAACGAUGUCUUAUGGAUUCGACUCGAUGGAUGAAGUCGCACAUCAACUUGCACUGGCUUUCUCCGGCCCGGAUCCUAACAGUCCUGGAGUCCAUGUGAGGAAUAACUCAGUCCAGAUUCCUACAGGAGCUCAGCUGGCUAUGGGUACGCGGGGUCGAAGAGAUAUGUCAAGUCGUGUGAGGGAUGUCGUGCUUUCACUUGGCUUGUGUCACAACGUAACGCCAGUCACUAACGACGAUGGAAGUGUCACCUACCAAGCCUCUUCACCCGACGAAGUUGCCAUCGUCACAUGGACUCAAUCCGUCGGACUAACACUCACCUUCCGCGACCGCACUCGAAUCCACCUUCAAUCCCCCUCAGGAUCUACCCUCACGUACGAAAUCCUCGAAAUCUUCCCGUUCACGUCUGAAUCCAAGCGAAUGGGUAUUGUCGUCCGAGAUACUUCGACCUCCGAAAUCACCUUUUAUCAAAAGGGUGCUGAUGUCGUCAUGAGCAGGAUCGUGCAAAGGAACGAUUGGUUGGAAGAGGAGUGCGGGAAUAUGGCCAGAGAAGGACUUCGGACGUUGGUUGUUGCACGUAAGAGGUUGGGAGCCAGUACGUAUCAGUCCUUUAAGGAGGCGUAUCAUCAGGCGUCUAUUCAGUUGGAGAACCGAAAUGAGGGGAUGGCGAAUGUCGUUGAGGAGUAUUUGGAGAGAGAUAUGGAGUUGUUGGGUUUGACUGGAGUUGAGGAUAAGUUGCAGGAAGAUGUGAAAGGGACGUUGGAGUUGCUAAGGAAUGCGGGUGUUAAGAUUUGGAUGUUGACGGGGGAUAAGGUUGAGACUGCGAGAUGUAUUGCGAUAUCGACAAAGCUGGUUGCGAGGGGGCAGUAUAUUCACGAGGUUGCGAAGAUGAAAACAUCCGAUCAGAUACGUGACCAGUUGGAGUUCCUACAGAAUAAGUUGGACUGCUGUUUGGUCAUCGAUGGGGAAUCUCUACAGCUCACCCUCAACCUUUUCAAGAACGAAUUCAUCGAGAUUGCUACCAAACUUUCCGCUGUCGUUGCCUGUCGAUGUUCUCCAACCCAAAAGGCCGACGUUGCGAGGUUGAUUAGGAAACAUACCAAACAAAGAGUUUGCUGUAUCGGAGAUGGUGGAAACGAUGUUAGUAUGAUCCAGGCUAGCGACGUCGGUGUCGGUAUCGUAGGAAAAGAAGGAAAACAAGCCUCUCUGGCUGCCGACUUCUCCGUAACCCAAUUCUCGCACUUGUCCAAACUCCUCCUAUGGCAUGGUCGUAACUCCUACCGACGAUCAGCCAAACUCGCGCAAUUCGUUAUUCAUCGUGGAUUAAUCAUAUCUAUAAUGCAAGCUGUCUUUUCUGCUAUCUUUUAUUUCGCGCCCAUAGCGUUAUAUCAAGGGUGGUUGAUGGUGGGGUAUGCGACGAUCUAUACGAUGGCACCCGUGUUUUCGUUGGUUUUGGAUAGAGAUGUCAGUGAAGAUUUAGCUAUGGUGUAUCCGGAGCUGUAUAAGGAGUUGACCAAAGGAAGAGCACUAUCAUACAAAACGUUCUUCCAGUGGUUGAUGAUUAGCGUGUAUCAAGGAGCGGCAAUAAUGAUUAUGUCUCUUGUAUUGUUCGAGAACGAAUUUCUCCACAUCGUAUCGAUAUCAUUCACGGCUCUUAUCCUAAACGAGUUGAUCAUGGUCGCGUUGGAGAUUACUACGUGGCAUGUAUACAUGGUCGUUUCGGAAGUCGUAACGCUGUUCUUUUAUGUGAUCAGUAUCGCAUUUUUACCAGAGUAUUUCGACCUCUCGUUCGUCGUUACAGUAGGGUACGCAUGGAAGGUUGCUGUCAUCGUAGCCAUUAGUGCUCUACCGUUAUGGAUCAUCAAGUUAAUCAAGAGUAGAGUUGCUCCAGCCGCCUCGAGCAAGUUGUUGUAGAUUCGGAUGAUUCGCCGCAGCCUAGUAGACAGGUGUCUAAUCUUUAUACCAUUUGAUGUCUUUCUCUUACACUUACG
This is a messenger RNA of Marasmius oreades (fairy-ring Marasmius), 3598 nucleotides long. RefSeq lists its product as uncharacterized. The record is from RefSeq and is a predicted model, not a curated record. Gene Ontology annotation, cellular component: endosome; plasma membrane; trans-Golgi network. Gene Ontology annotation, biological process: phospholipid translocation; endocytosis; retrograde vesicle-mediated transport, Golgi to endoplasmic reticulum. Gene Ontology annotation, molecular function: ATP binding; magnesium ion binding; ATPase-coupled intramembrane lipid carrier activity. The coding region runs from base 72 to 3521 and encodes 1149 amino acids. The transcript is spliced from 14 exons. NCBI's taxonomy places the organism in Eukaryota, Fungi, Basidiomycota, Agaricomycetes, Agaricales, Marasmiaceae.